AUGAAUUCCGACUCCACCCCCUCGAAAUCUGGGGCUACUCUCUCGCUCUACGCCAAUUUGUUGGAUCCCUCCGCCGAUAACUCUCCCGGAACGAUUGCUCGCGCCCCAGUCGUCUUCAAGCAGAGCACUGAAGGUGACUCUCAGUCGGAUGAAUCCGCUGCCAAAAAGCAGCAGCUCAAUUCUGCUUCUCUCAGAUUUCAACCUACCAGAAGACCCCAACUAGCGACUCAAAAACCGAAAGCAAAACCAACAAUACCAAAGGCUGUCGCAGCACCUGCGGCCCCGGCAGCUGCCCCAGUCAAGACUACUCUUGCGGAUUGGGCAGCCACAGAGGAUGACGAUGUCAAUGGAUUCUACGCCGGCCCGAAGAGGCAGCGAGGUGGUCGCAAGAAGCGCAAGAAGAAUCGCGAUGCGCAGGAGUUCAUGCAGAACUGGGACGAUAUCUAUGACCCGUCGCGACCGAACAACUACGAAGAGUACAAGCACAGCGACGAACAAAUAGCCGAAGUCCGGGAAUGGAAGGACCGUCUCUACGCACAUCGCAUGGCCAGGUCACCAAGCAGAGAUUCGUAUAGCGAUGAUGAUUACGUACGGCCCAUGAACCGACAAUUUGCUCCUCCGAGUAGUUUCGCGCCGCCCCCCAAUCUCAACGACAUGCCACCCCGACCACCCAUGGGAUCACAUACCCCGGAACAAACAAGCGAAACCCAAGGAGACAUGUCUAUGUCGGAUAUCCCUCCACCGCCACCUCCGCCUCAUGAACCACCAGCCCAGGUUCCGGAUGACCCUACAGGAGAAGAUGCCUACUUACGACGCCUCCAAAUGUCGAUGGGCAAUCAGCCUACGGGAAUCCCUGCUGCUCCACCGCCAACCAGGCCUCUGGAAGCCCUACAUCCAGAAUCUGCGACCGUAUCCCGUGCACCGGUUCGUUACACGCUGCCUCCCCCGCCCGAGGAUAUACCUGCGUCGGAGGCGGAGCUUGAAGAAGUCUUCGCGAAGGAGCAGCCCGUGGAAGAUGAGCCGGAAGAUGAUGGCCAGCGCUCCCUUCGACCCGGGCAGAAGGGGUUCGCUGAACGGCUCAUGACAAAGUACGGCUGGACCAAGGGUUCUGGCCUGGGCGCAACGGGGUCAGGCAUCGUCAAGCCAUUGCAAGUAAAGGUCGAGAAACAGAAGAAGCGACCGGACGCCGAAGGUGGUGGGUUUGCUACACCCGCUGGUCGGGGCAAGAUCAUUGGCGGCGCAAGGAAGAAUGAAGAGGAGGGGAAGUUCGGCCCAAUGAGCGAAGUGAUCAUCCUCAAAGGUAUGCUUGACGGGAUGGAUGUGGAUGCCGAAUUGGCCGGAGGUAGUGAGGGUGGUGGUCUGAUGCAGGAGAUUGGAGAAGAAUGCUCCGAGAAGUACGGUCGUGUCGAACGUGUCUUCAUUCCUAGAGAUUCGGCGCCUCCAGUGCCGGUGUUUGUCAAAUUUACCAACCAGCUCUCGGCGCUACGGGCUGUCAACGCCCUCGAGGGUCGGAUAUUCAAUGGAAACGCGAUCACUGCCCGGUUCUAUGACGUGUCUGACUUCGAACAGGGGAUAUACGAUAAUUGAUAGCAAGAAGCAGCCUUGUACACAUGAUACCUAUAAGCGAUGGGGUUGG
Molecule: messenger RNA, 1636 nt
Organism: Aspergillus sclerotioniger CBS 115572
Lineage: Eukaryota; Fungi; Ascomycota; Eurotiomycetes; Eurotiales; Aspergillaceae
Product: putative G-patch DNA repair protein (Drt111)
Exons: 5
Coding region: 1-1587 (528 amino acids)
Biological process (GO): mRNA cis splicing, via spliceosome
Cellular component (GO): precatalytic spliceosome
Molecular function (GO): RNA binding
Source: RefSeq, a predicted model, not a curated record